AUGGCGGAUAGCAUGGAAGGCGUCGUCACCGAGGGCGAACAGCCCAAAACCGAGAAUGUCGAGCAGAAGACGAUUGCGGACAUCCGGGCCAACUUUGUCCUACUGGAACGAGCCGUAGCCCAGUUUGAUACCCGAUUCACGCUGCGCGCUCUGCGCUCAAUAUCAUCACUCCGCAAGAGGCUUACGGAUCGCGUACUAUGCUCUGUCAUUAUCCUGACAUACUCGCCCAACAACGCCACGGCGCGGACCUUUAUCGAGUACAUUGGCAUGGAUGGCGAGGCGAUACAGAACGUUGUAUCUCAGUACAAGGAGGAGGUGCAACUUAACAAGAACAACACCAAGGAACCUCUGCCUGAGAUUGACGUAUACAUAGCCAUCCUGAUACAGGUCUAUCUCUACGACCAAAAGGAAUUCGAAGAGGGCGCCGAGUUUGCUGAGAAGCUGGUAGACAAGAUCCGUGAGCUGAACAGGCGGACGCUCGACUCGCUGGCGGCAAAGGCAUACUUCUACUUCUCCCUCUUCCACGAGGAGAUGGACCCCAAGCCCCCGUCCAAGCAAUCGCCCGUCAUCAAUAUCCGUGGAAAGCUCCUCGCUGCUCUCCGCAGUGCAGUGCUUCGAAAAGACCCAGAUACGCAGGCUUCCGUCACCACGCUUCUCCUCCGAAACUACCUCUCGACCGCCGACAUUACACAAGCCGAUCUCCUCGUUGCGCAGACACAAUUCCCACCAAACGCACCCAACAACCAGGUUGCGAGGUACCUGUAUUACCUUGGACGUAUACGAGCUAUCCAGCUCUCCUACACCGAGGCACACGAGCAUCUCAUCAGUGCCACGCGCAAGUCGCCGUCUGCCCACUGCGCGACGGGAUUCUACCAGGCUUCUAUGAAGCUUCUUAUUGUCGUAGAGUUGUUGAUGGGUGACAUCCCUGAGCGCGAUGUCUUCAGCCAGCCUCGUCUGGAGCGUGCCAUGGAACCUUACUUCCGUCUGGUCCAGGCUGUCCGCGUUGGUGACCUUCAAGGCUUCCUGAAAGUGGUCCAGAUGUCAUCUUCUGUCUUCCACCGUGACGGCACCUACACGCUCAUCCUGCGCCUGCGACAAAACGUCAUCAAGACCGGCAUUCGCAUGUUGUCGCUUUCCUACUCGCGCAUCUCCCUCCGUGACAUCUGCAUCCGCCUCGGCUUGGAGAGUGAGGAGUCGGCCGAAUACAUUGUUGCAAAGGCUAUCCGUGAUGGAGUCAUAGAGGCUUCCAUCGACCACGAAAAGGGUUUCAUGCAAACCAAGGUGGCUGGAGACAUUUACGCCACCCGCGAGCCUGGUGAGGCGUUCCACGAGCGCAUUCGGGCAUGCCUAACCCUACACGACGAGUGCGUCAAGGCGAUGCGUUACCCCAUGAACCAACAUCGUCUGGAACUCAAGAACGCUCAGGAGGCACGCGAGAGAGAACGCGAGUUGGCCAAGGAGAUUCAGGAUGGUGAUAUUGACGAGGAUGAUGCGGCUGGUGACUUUGAAGGCUUGUAAAAGCUUCGAAGCUGACGAUCUGAUGCUCGAGCAUGUAAGAUAGCCGCUGGGCUGGCAUUGAUAGACGGGUGAAGGGACAUCUUCACCAUGCAUAAAUGAACAGAAUCGACAUGAACUAG
Molecule: messenger RNA, 1637 nt
Organism: Pyrenophora tritici-repentis Pt-1C-BFP
Lineage: Eukaryota; Fungi; Ascomycota; Dothideomycetes; Pleosporales; Pleosporaceae
Product: 26S proteasome non-ATPase regulatory subunit 3
Biological process (GO): regulation of protein catabolic process; ubiquitin-dependent protein catabolic process
Cellular component (GO): proteasome complex; proteasome regulatory particle, lid subcomplex
Molecular function (GO): enzyme regulator activity
Source: RefSeq, a predicted model, not a curated record